CGGAGAAGCGACCAUGCUGUGGAAACUAGUUGAGAAUGUCAAGUAUGAAGAUAUUUAUGAGGACCGGCAUGACGGUGUCUCGAGCCACAGCUCGCGCCUGUCCCAGCUGGGCUCGGUAUCGCACGCGGGACCCUACUCCAGUGCGCCGCCGCUGUCUCACGCGCCAUCGUCUGACUUCCAGCCACCGUACUUUCCGCCGCCGUACCAGCCACUCGCUCACUACCAGAGCCAGGACCCAUACUCCCACGUCAGCGACCCGUACUCCCUGAACUCCCUGCACCAGAGCCAGCAGAGCGCAUGGGGCGCGCGGCAGCGGCAGGACGCCACCGGGGAGCGGAUGGAUAGUUCGGCUCUGUUGGCGCAACCUCGGGCCUCGCUGCCUCAGCUGCCCGGGCUGGACCCGCGGAGGGACUACGGUGUGCGGCGGCCGGAUGUGCUGCUGCACUCCGCGCACCCGGGACUGGAGCCCGGUAUGGGGGACGGACUGCUGCACGGGCUGCACGGUAUGGAGGAUGUUCAG
Messenger RNA from Plectropomus leopardus (leopard coralgrouper), 520 nucleotides. The record is from RefSeq and is a predicted model, not a curated record. Lineage: Eukaryota; Metazoa; Chordata; Actinopteri; Perciformes; Serranidae.